GAAGCAAGGAGGUUUACACCUAUUGCGAACUUCUCAUACCUGCGAUCGGGUUCGUUGCACUGCCAUCACUCUCUACGUGAUCCCAUAAGAGAGGUCAACCACGACAGCAACGCAGAGAGCAACAGGAGCAAACAAAUUGCAGCAACAAUGAGCGCCGAAGGUAACAAAACCGCACCGAGUGUCGCGAAGCCACCCACUUCACGGUCGCCGUCCCCUUCGCCCCUCUCCUCAGACGAUGGCAACGACCGCAACACCUACUCCAUCAGUCAAAGCCUCUUCGACGCAUUAGUGGCCAGAGGAUUUAGCGAGAAUGCGAUAAAGAAGUCUAUUGUGGCGGGCUGCGUCGAUGAGUCGACCUGCACGCAGUGGAUCCAGUUGCACGAGGGCCACCCUGAGCUCGACACCCCGAUGGAGCCUGGCGUCGAGGUGGUGGUUAAGGCGAAGCGCAUCCUGACGGAGGCGGAGCGUGAGGCCAAGGUGAAGGAGCUACAGGAGCGCGCAAAACAGAAGAAGGAGGCGGAAACGAAGGAGCUGCAGCGGAAGGAGCGGGAGCGCCUCGACAUGAUGCGCAAGAUGGCACACAUGAAGAACGAGAUGGAGGACGUGCGACGCAAGAUGGACAUCGACGAGGCCCGCCGCGAGAAGGCGGCUGACUUGGAGGCGCGGCGCCGUGUUAAAAUACAGAUCGUCGCGGAUCGCCUGCAGCGUAAAGGGAUGUCGAAGGACGAGGCCUACGCGACGGCGGAACGAGAGUUUGAGGAGGCCGCAGAGCGUGGGCGGGCUGAGGCCGCGGAGAAACUGGCGAAGCUGCAGGAGGCGGCGCAGCCUUCCACGGCAAAGUCAACAAGCGCGCCCGCGGAGGACGGUGCGGCGGGUGUGUGGGACCUCUCUGCGAUCACGGCUGCCGCUUCUGCUGAGGCGAAAUUGGAUACCGUCUUUGCUGGUGCCACUCCCGCCAGCGCGGAGGAGCUCGUUGCGAGCAUCCAGCAGCACACGCCGGCUGCACAGAGCGAAGAGUGCGUGCGCACGCUGCGCCUCAUUCUGAGCAACAUCAUCACGGACCCCUUUGACAUUAAAAAGCGAACGUUGCGGGUGUCGACGAAGGCGUUUCGAGAAGCUGUCCUUCCCAUUGAGGACGCGACGCAGCUGCUGCGCUGGUGUGGCUUUGACCUUUCCACCGAUGCCACCGGAGGACACACGAUUUGCCUGUCAACUGUGCUGAUUCGGAAGUUGCGUCAUGCCCUCGCACUUCUUUCUCGUUAG
This is a messenger RNA of Leptomonas pyrrhocoris, 1263 nucleotides long. RefSeq lists its product as hypothetical. The coding region runs from base 148 to 1263 and encodes 371 amino acids. Lineage: Eukaryota; Euglenozoa; Kinetoplastea; Trypanosomatida; Trypanosomatidae. The transcript has a single exon. The record is from RefSeq and is a predicted model, not a curated record.